AUGGAAACAACGGAAUCAAUCUCAACCCACAACGGCACCAGAGUCAUCCACGAUGGGGAAAAGGACCACCUCCACAGGACCACGACCGGCGUCACUAUGUCACCCGAGCUCUUUGAGAAACUCUAUCUUACACCCAAAGUCCCUCAUGUCGGCGACUACAACAGGCGGUUUGCUAAUCCAACUGCGCUAGGGUUUGUUGGCUUCGUGAUCUCAACUUUUACCUUCUCCAUAGUCCUUAUGGGAUGGGGUGGCGCGCAAGGUCUUACGCCUGUCGUAGGAAUCUUCUUCUGCGUCGGCCCUGUCCUCCUCCUCUUCGCCAUGGUAUUCGAGUGGAUCAUGGGAAACUUCUUCCCCAUGAUGGUGAUGGGUCUCUUCGCCGUCUUCUGGUUGUCGUUUGGGAUGCUGCAGCUGCCCACACUCCAGCUCGGUCUGCCUUAUGAGGCUGCCCAGGAUGUCCCUACCGGCGGCGGCGCCCUGACACCCGAAUAUAACGCCGUGAUUGCGUUGUACCUGAUCGUCUGGGGGUUUGCAUUGUUCACCUUCUUUGUGUUUACUUGCAAGAUCAAUACUGUCUUUGCGCUGAUCUUUUUGCUGGGAGGUGGUGCACUACUGUUCGUCGUGGCUCUUCUUGGAUGGUACAUGUGUUUCAUCAUCAUGGCUGGUGAGAUGAGAAUCACUUUGAACCUCCCGGUCGGUGACUUGAGUCACUUUUGGCCCAGGACUGACGUUGAACUGGCGACUGCGGAGAACCGGGAGCAUCGUGACUGA
Messenger RNA from Sordaria macrospora k-hell, 768 nucleotides. Lineage: Eukaryota; Fungi; Ascomycota; Sordariomycetes; Sordariales; Sordariaceae. The record is from RefSeq and is a predicted model, not a curated record.